Molecule: messenger RNA, 2751 nt
Organism: Phodopus roborovskii (desert hamster)
Lineage: Eukaryota; Metazoa; Chordata; Mammalia; Rodentia; Cricetidae
Gene: Sav1
Product: salvador family WW domain containing protein 1
Exons: 5
Coding region: 54-1217 (387 amino acids)
Biological process (GO): apoptotic process; hippo signaling; regulation of cell population proliferation
Molecular function (GO): molecular adaptor activity; protein binding
Source: RefSeq, a predicted model, not a curated record
CGACCCUAGCGAGGCUGCUGGGGCGGCGGCGGCGGCGGGCGUCGUCCGUGAGGAUGCUGUCCCGCAAGAAAACCAAAAACGAGGUGUCCAAGCCGGCCGAGGUGCAGGGCAAGUACGUGAAGAAGGAGACGUCGCCCCUGCUGCGGAAUCUCAUGCCUUCAUUCAUUCGGCAUGGUCCAACAAUUCCAAGACGGACUGAUAUCUGUCUUCCAGACUCAAGCUCUAAUGCUUUCUCAGCUUCUGGAGAUGGAGUAGUUUCUAGAAACCAGAGUUUUCUGAGAACUCCAAUUCAAAGGACGCCUCACGAAGUAAUGAGAAGAGAAAGCAACAGACUGUCUGCACCUUCUUCUUACCUUGUCAGGAGCCUAGCAGAUGUUCCUGGAGAGUAUGGCUCAUCACAGUCAUUUUUAACAGAAGUUAAUUUUGCUGUUGAAAAUGGAGACUCUGGUUCCCGAUACUUUUAUUCAGAUAAUUUUUUUGAUGGUCAGAGAAGGCGGCCACUUGGAGAUCGUGCACAAGAAGACUACAGAUAUUAUGAAUACAACCAUGAACUCUUCCAAAGAAUGACACAGAAUCAGGGGAGGCACACUUCAGGUAUUGGGAGAGUUGCUGCUACAUCUCUAGGUAAUUUAACUAACCAUGGAUCUGAAGAUUUACCCCUUCCCCCUGGCUGGUCUGUGGACUGGACAAUGAGAGGGAGAAAAUACUACAUAGAUCAUAACACAAACACAACUCAUUGGAGUCAUCCUCUUGAACGAGAAGGACUUCCUCCUGGAUGGGAACGAGUAGAGUCCUCAGAAUUUGGAACCUAUUAUGUGGAUCACACAAAUAAAAGGGCUCAGUACAGGCACCCCUGUGCUCCCAGUGUACCUCGCUAUGAUCAGCCUCCUCCCAUCACAUACCAGCCACAGCAAACUGAAAGAAAUCAGUCCCUCCUGGUGCCUGCAAAUCCUUAUCAUACUGCAGAAAUCCCUGACUGGCUUCAGGUUUACGCCCGAGCCCCUGUGAAAUAUGACCACAUUUUGAAGUGGGAGCUCUUCCAGCUGGCUGACCUGGACACCUACCAGGGAAUGUUGAAAUUGCUUUUCAUGAAGGAACUGGAGCAGAUUGUUAAGAUGUACGAGGCCUACAGACAGGCUCUUCUCACUGAGUUGGAAAACCGCAAGCAGAGACAGCAGUGGUAUGCCCAGCAACAUGGCAAGAAGUUUUUAAGUUAACUUUAUCACAAUCCAAGUUUUGUAAGAGCUUUAGUUUCGGAUAAAUGACUGCAAACAAAUACUUUGGUUAAUAAAGGCAACUUACUAUUUGGAAUUACAAAAUUAUAGUUUUACAUAUAUUUUGUUACCAAAUUUUUCUUUUAUUGAACCAAAAAUUUUUAUCAUUUAAAGAGCCAGUAAGGCAUAUGCUUCCAAAUGCUGUAUAUUAAGAAACUGCUUUGAAUGUUCUUGAUGAAAGGAGUACAGGAAGAGAACGUCAUCAUACCCAGGCAUUGAGGAAUCAAUCACUCUUUCUUCUUAUGGAAUACACCCUUCUUGUUCAGAAAAAAGGAAGAGGGCAAGAGCACAUUCUUGAAAAAUUGCUUAUUGUGGUGUGAAGUACUUUGUAGUACAGAUGAUAAAAACCCAGAGACAGAUACUGGGGUGAAAACUGAAGAUCAGAGAAGCAAAGCAGCCAGUCAAUAGAAAGUUCUUACCUCUACCAGUGCUCAGACUGAAAGGGUGAUCCUGUCUUCAGACUGCACUGUUUCCCCAGACUGACUGAGUGCAUUGAGCUCUGUGGUGUCUCUUCUUGCCUUACGUUCCUCUCUAGUGCUGGGAUUAACGGCAUGCUACUCCAAGUGCUGGGAUCACCUUUGUGUGAGCUCUGUUUCUCUUUUGACUGGAUCAAUUUCCUGUAGCUUAGGGUGGCCUUGAACUGACAAGAGAUCCAUCUGCCUCUGUCUCCCUAGUGCUGAGAUUAAAGGUGUGUGCCAUCACUGCCUGGCUUUUAUGGCUAACUAGUGUGGCUAGCUUUGCACUCUGAUCUUCAGGCAAGCUUUAUUUGUUAGAUCAUAAACAAAAUAUCACCACAUUUCUGGAAUAAGGUGGAUUGACCAUUACUAUGGUGUAGUUCAAAGUACAAAAUAGGACUCAGACCUUUAUUGUGAUGAACUUGUAUGUGAUGUACGUGGUCAUCUACUCCUCCGCUUCCUAAUAUAAGCAGGGCAAUAGAACCUUUCAGCAAUACCUUUAAACAAGGCCUUAGCCUGUAUGGGGAAGGUGUGUGCAACUGUUGUUGAUACUGCUUCCUUACUUUGAGCCAGAGCAUACAACUCCUGUUAAUGAGGCUCUGGUGAGACACAACACAAGCUCUCUGACCACAUAGCACACUGCCUUCCACCAGGCUGGGCUAAGUUGCCAGAAAUGACAAUCAGGGAUCCAGUAAGAUCUUGGUCACUUGUAUCUUAGAGAAGUAUUUGUCAUAAAGGUUGAAAAACUGAUCAUUCCUCCCCAUUUUUCUUGCUUUUGACUUAAUAGUUGCUCAUAAUUAAUACCAAACACUUGAUUAAGAUAAAGUUAUGGAACUUCCAGCUGUAAAUCUAGAAUUCUGUGAGUCUCAUCACUCUUCAGCUAUGCUUACAAGUGUUGUGAAUAUGUAUAUAUUUUAGUUUUCCUAAAUACAAGCACUCCCUGCUAGAAGUGAGUUUGAAUUAUUGAUUAAAUUUUGUGUUUGAUUUUAUAUUACAAGUUAUUAAAUAUAUUUUUGUGGAAA